UUUACUCGAAUGUUUCGCAUUAUGUCAUUUUUUCUUACUUGUUCUCAAAUUUAAAUAUACAUCCGUCUCACUUUUAUCGCAGAAAGUACAGUCAAGAAACAUGCAUUGUAAAUUCACAAGAAUCGUUUUUCUUGAAUCGUCCCGGUUGUGACUCUUCGAUCGAAGUAUCCGAAAAUAUGUGUUGAAGACCUCGGGACUAUCUCGGAGAAAUAUUGUUAAAUUCGUGUGGGUUGAACCAAGUACAACAGAAGACUUCGGGUGGUAUCAACGAUUUGCCAACGUCGCCGAUACAAGGAAAUUCGCAAAAUGGCCCAAAGCGCAGCUCUGCUAACGCGCAUAAUGGCAUCUUCUGUGUCUGCCGCGGUGCAAGCUGGCAAGAUAAUAAGAGAUGUUCUGAGUAAAGGCGGAUUAAACAUAGUGGAGAAAGGCAAGAACGAUCUGCAAACAGAAGCAGAUCGUUCCGCCCAGAAGUGCAUCAUAGCUUCUUUGAGCCGACAGUUUCCAAACAUUACAAUUAUCGGCGAGGAGGAGCCGUCCAACUGCGAGGUUCCGUCUGAGUGGAUCGUCACGGAGGCGGAUCAAGAAGUGUUGAAGCUGAAGCUGCCGGCCCAUCUGGAAGAUAUUAAUCCCAAGGAUGUGUGUGUAUGGGUGGACCCUCUGGAUGGUACAGCAGAAUAUACUCAAGGACUAGUGGAGCAUGUUACUGUAUUGGUCGGUGUGGCGAUCGGGAGAACAGCUAUCGGUGGUGUGAUACAUCAACCAUACUACAAAAAUGAUGAAAGUGGCAUGUUUGGUCGUACAUUGUGGGGUAUCGACGGUGCUGGAUUUGGUGGAUUCGUGCCGAAACCACCUCCGGAAGGGAAGAGAAUAAUCACGACCACACGUUCGCAUUACGACAGCGUUGUACAGAACGCCAUAAAAUCCUUGAGUCCUGACGAGGUAAUGCGUGUAGGCGGCGCUGGACACAAGGUAAUUCUCUUGCUGGAGGGGAAAGCUCACGCGUACGUGUUCGCCAGUCGCGGCUGCAAGAGAUGGGACACCUGCGCGCCCGAGGCCGUCCUUCAUUCUAUCGGUGGUGUCCUGACCGAUCUUUAUGGCGAGCGUUAUUCGUACAAAGCAGGAACGACGUACGCAAAUACGAGAGGUGUGUUGGCUACAGCACCCGGCCAGUCGCACCAAUGGUACUUGAGUCGUAUACCCGAUGAGGUGAAGCAAAACUUACAAUAGGUAAUUAGGUCGUCUCCACUUGGACUUUUUCUCAAGUAUUCUUGAUACACAGGGUUGCAAUUUUUUUGGUAAUUUUCUAAAGAAAAUUAUUCAUGUAAAGAAUGUUAUAAAUGUUUAGAUCUCAUCAUCAUAAUCAUUCUCACUCUCUCUCACUCAUUCACUCACUCGCUCACUCUUAUCAUUAUCAUCGCUCGUUAUUAGAUUUUCCUUUAAAUUGGUACUCAGAAUUGGUUUCUUUCGAGACGAUUUACGGAGGUCACGUCUGCCAGUCACGUCUCUUUUCGGUCGUGUUUUAGCGCGUAACGACCCAUAAAUAUGUGGAACAUGAACACGGAAAGAGAAGUUUAAAAUGUCAGAAUAAAGUGGAGAAUCUUGUUUCUCAGCGGCCCCCGUGCAACGAGGAGAGGGCAAACGUGACAUACAAAAAGCACCUAGAUUAAUUCUAAGUGCUGAUUUAAAUAUUAAAAAAAUAAUCAUUCAAACAUUUCAACUCAUUUCGGGAGCUUUUUUUACAUGGACAUGGUUUUCAUCUCUCUUUGGAUAUUUCAACAAUUAUCUCUUGGACGGCAGAUUACGAAGAACAUUCCAUGCAACGACUAUACGUUGUUCCUCACAUGUUAAUUGCGAUCAGAAAGAAUAAAAGUACAUCAAAGAGCGGCAGCGUUCUCCUCGAGACAAUGUAACACAUGCAAAAAGAGAAAACAAUAAAGUUUCGGUGUAGAGGACCGCA
Messenger RNA from Dinoponera quadriceps, 1957 nucleotides. Its product is annotated as 3'(2'),5'-bisphosphate nucleotidase 1. Bases 307 to 1227 code for a protein of 306 amino acids. The record is from RefSeq and is a predicted model, not a curated record. NCBI's taxonomy places the organism in Eukaryota, Metazoa, Arthropoda, Insecta, Hymenoptera, Formicidae. Gene Ontology annotation, molecular function: 3'(2'),5'-bisphosphate nucleotidase activity. Gene Ontology annotation, biological process: phosphatidylinositol phosphate biosynthetic process. The transcript is spliced from 6 exons.